Girardinichthys multiradiatus is the source of this 4275-nucleotide messenger RNA. RefSeq names its product transmembrane protein 150C (gene tmem150c). Lineage: Eukaryota; Metazoa; Chordata; Actinopteri; Cyprinodontiformes; Goodeidae. The record is from RefSeq and is a predicted model, not a curated record. The transcript is spliced from 5 exons. Bases 511 to 1374 code for a protein of 287 amino acids.
CAUUGGUCCUUUUGCCUCCCAUCUUCUCUGUAUGCACUGCUGCUGGGCUGUGGAUAGUGUACUUUGUAGCGCUCUACAAUAAGAAAGUGUUACCUCUGAGCGACACGUACAGGCACAGAAAUGGAUCCGCAUAUUCUCCGUACAUAAGGUACACGCUGCACUCAUCCUACAUCAUCCUUUUACCUGUAAAACCAGAGCUGUUUCAUGUUAUUUAUUGGCUUUGCUAGCAUCACAGGCAAUUUUCCACCAGCCAGCUGCAUCUUCAGUCAGGUCAUGAACCUGGCAGCGUUUGCAGGUAAAGGAAGCGAUGAUGUACUUUUUAUACAAAGUCCAGACUGAUGUAAGAAUAGAUAGAGUGAGUGCCUGACAAAAGUAAUCUUUAACUUUUUCACAAUACUGUUUUUGGUGGGUUUUAUGUGGUAGGCCCACACAAGUAGUGCAUAAUACUGAAGUACAAGGAAAAUUGUGUUUUUUAAAUUUUUCUUAAAUCUGAACUUUGUUGGAGACCAAAUGGUAGCCAAGAGUCCUGUAGUAACUCUGGGGGAGCUGCAGAAUUUAUCAGCUCAGGUGGAAUUAUCUGGAAAGAUCACAAAUGGCAAAAGAUUUGGACACAGCUAUGCUAGAGGUUUUUUCUGUUAUUUAGCCAAAGUGACAAAGAGGUCUUCUAAUAAGUGUAGACAGCAGACAGCCAGAUGGUGUUUUACUGAAUAUCACAAUGUGAUUAUAGAACAUACUCUACUUCAGAUGAAUUUUCAAAUCAUGCUUAAAUCACCGACUGGUGUGGCCUUCCUGGUUUUACUGGCACUCUUCUGUUUUUCAGGGUUUGUCAUGGGCAUCCUCCGAUACAUUCAGCUGAAGAACAGACUAGACAAACCCUGGCUGAACAUUGUUAGUGUGGCGUCUUUCUCAAUUGCCUGUUUUGGAAUGACAAUUGUGGGAAAUUUCCAGCUAUUUGAGUUGGGGCUGAUUCACGACGUGGGCACGUUAAUGACGUUUGGACUGGGUACCUUGUACUGCUGGAUGCAGUCUUACAUCACGCUGAGAGUCAACCUGAAGAACGAAGGGAGGGCUGUUGCUAUCAGCCGUUUUCUGCUGUCUGCAGCCAUCACUCUCUGCAUUAUACUAAAGCAGGCCCUGGUUGUGAUCCCUCACAUGCACAGUGUUCGGUGCCAGUGGGCCCUGGUCAUGUUCUUCCUCAUCUUCAUGGGCACUUUUGCCAUCGAGUUUCGCCACUGCCGCUUCGAUGUGGUGUGCCGAGACGCUGUGGAGCAUCAGAGUUGGCCAGAAGCUUCUGGCCAACGCCAAGAGCUACAGGAGUCCCACACGGUCUUGUAUUUGAACACCUUGAGUUCAGACUUACACAGAACUUCAUGAUUCAUCAGGGCAUUUAUUCCAUUAUUCAAGGAAGUAAAUGUGUCUUGCUUCAGCCAGUUAUACCGGGGGAAAGCAACAUUAUGUUUUGUUUCAAUGUUUACAUAGUUUUUAAGCAUCAGUACUUUAAAAAAAAUUAUCUUAUUGAAACAUACACACAAGUAUUGGGUCACACCACCCAAUCGAUAAACUCUGGUGUUGCAGUCACUUCCAUGGCUGCAGGUGUAUAAAGUUUGGUGUGGAGAAACUUGACUGGCCUGCACAGAGUCCUGACCUCAACCUUCUUGAACACCUUUGAGAUGAAUGAGUGCAGAGGCUGCAAUUCUGGUUUUCUCAUCUAAACUAUGAACACACUCCUAAACCUCGAGGAAGAUGUUUACAGAGUAGUUAAAGGUGCUAUUGCUGGCAGCAAUGGGUCCAUCAACAAGUUGGACCUCAUAGAUUAAGAAUAGGAUGUUAUCAAGGUUCAUGUACAUAUUAAAUUAGACAAAUAAUUUUGUAAUAUAGUGUAUCAUGCUACUUGAUACAGUUUCACAUCCACAUCUAAGAAAGACAGGAGAUUUUUUUCAGGUGGUGCAAAUUACUGCCAAGCUGGAUGUGUCACCAUGACCCUGCACUGAUGGAAGGUAGACGAACAGGUUUAUACGAAACAGAUUAAAUCAGUGCAUCAGAUGCAUCACUGUGUCAAAGAUAUAACAGAUUUUAUGAGAUUUAUCACUCUGUUUUUGAACAGAACAGUGGAUUUGAGAUGGGACUUGAUGUCUGAAGCCACUGAAUAUGAUUGGGCAGUGCAACAGACUUUCAUCUCAAUAAUGUGGCAAUAAUAAACUGGCCAAAAUACAUCCAAAGGGCAGUACCACAGGCUUUGCAUGGAUUUCUGAGCUGCAACCCUCAAAGUUAUGGGGAAAGUAUUCUUUGUGGGUUAUAUGUAUGUAUGCCAACCUGUAAAAUACUACCUAAGAUCAAAGGUCAGGAUAAAUAACAAGAUCACAUUAAACUAUGAUAAACUGCGGAGAUUAAAAUGUUUCCUGGCCUGAGUGCACACCCUGAGGGAGUGGUGGAUCUCUAGAAUGACACCAGGAGGACUAGAACCCAGUGAUGAGGUUCUGGACUGAAUCCUUUGAAUAUGUUGUCCUUCUGUAUGGGCAGAAGCCUGUGCCGUCAGAAACCGAAUUUGAUUUGCUCAGACUAAAUCUAUAUUCCAGGGUGAAAUGUUGGCAAGAAUCUCACCCAAUGUUUACAGUUCAAUGUGCUAUGAUGUACUACAGUAUAGUAAACAUUGAGAUAUGCAGUUGAAUCAAAUCUAGAGGGAACUGUAAUAUAGAAUACAACACCAUGCAUAUGUGUAUUAAAUAUAUCGGUACCACUUUACGCUAAGGCUCCCCUUAUAGAUCACUAAUAAAUAGUUCACAGAUAUGUUAUUAAUUCAUCUGUAAACACUUUACCAAUCAUUAAUAAGUGUUUAUUAUGCAUUAAUUAGUGGGGGACAAAGAGACAAAACUGACCGGUUUCUUGCCAAAUAGUGAGUCAAAUCUGUUCACCUGUAUAUUUAAUGUAAAGUUCCUAUUUUAAACAUUUGAGACUAAGUUAUCACCUUAUAAACACAAUUUGUAAACAUAUUUUCUAGCAUAAUAUAUUCUACUUAAUCACUGCAUUAUAAAUAUUUAUUAAUGAUUUGUAAUAUGUUUACAGAUGAAUUAAUGACAUAUCUGUAAACUAUUUAUUAGCGAUCUAUGAGGGGAGCCUUAUUGUAAAGUGGUACCAACAUUUUAUUGUGAUCAGAAUUUCACUCAGCAGGACUCCUUUCAUUAAAAGGAGGUAUUCAGAUAUUCAAACCAGCAUGUGAGCAAAGUCAUGUAAAUUAGAGAGCUAGACCACCAAACGUGUUUGGUUUUUACACAAUUGCACUGAAAAUAUAAACAGAGGGGCACAAUACAAGCUUUCAAUGUACUGUAACAAAGACCCUAAUAAUAAGUAAAGCAGCCUGGAUGUUCUGUGCUUACAGUGGAGGUGAAGAUAGUCCAUCAGAACAGCACAGUAGCAUCAAACUGCAGACAAUCAAAUGAAAAUGAGUUGAUAACUGACCACCAAACGUUAGGUUAAUCCUCUGUAAUUACUUAUUUACAUUUACUUCUUUCCCUCCUUUUUUCCUUUCAGUCCAUUGCCUCUUUGUCCUCGUUGUCUCAGGCAGGAAAUUAGCUAUCAAUUAGUGUGCAUUUAACUACAGUACAUCUUAACAUCAUUAAUAACUCUCGAACUGGUUGCUUCAUGUUCACCAUAAGCUUAUUACCAAACAGCUUUAUGUUGACUAUAAAAACAUAGUAUUUCUGUUCUUGUACUCUUUCAAACCUAGUUGGUAAUCAAUCCACUGGCUGCUUUAAGCAUUUCCUUCCUUAAACUGGCUCCCUGGAUCUGGAGAAUAGACUUGAAAAUACUUCUGUUAGUUUAUAAAUCACUGAAUGGCUUAGCACUGAUAUACAUUAAAGAUCUGUUGUCGUAUCAACCUUCCAGACCAAUCCGGUCCUCAGGUUCCAGUCUACUCUGCGUCUCCGCUACCAGAACCAAACAUAGAGAAGCAGCAUUCAGUUCUUAUGCUCCACUAAUCUGGAUCAAAUUUCCAGAAAACUGCAAAAGCUAUCAAAAACCCUGAGGUAUUUGAAAUCAAGGUAAAACAUAUUUAGAGUUGUUUUUGAUUGUUCUCUUGCAACUAUUAACUGAAACAUCAUUCAUUUUAGUCUGUAGUCCAACUUUUCUUUAUUUUUCUUUACCAUUACAACAAUGUACUUUUUCCAUCUUGUUGCUGAAUUGUGCUAAACAAAUAAACUUCUUUCUUUUUUACGAGGCAUCUUUGAACUAAAAAAACAUGAUGAAUAAUAAUAAUAAAAACAAUAUUUUAAAAAUGAA